Messenger RNA from Raphanus sativus (radish), 1120 nucleotides. Its product is annotated as bidirectional sugar transporter SWEET14. The transcript is spliced from 6 exons. Gene Ontology annotation, molecular function: sugar transmembrane transporter activity. The record is from RefSeq and is a predicted model, not a curated record. Lineage: Eukaryota; Viridiplantae; Streptophyta; Magnoliopsida; Brassicales; Brassicaceae. Gene Ontology annotation, biological process: carbohydrate transport. Bases 161 to 982 code for a protein of 273 amino acids. Gene Ontology annotation, cellular component: membrane.
UAGUGUGCAUCAUUGGCUUCGUAGUCAAAUUCAUAUCGAAGAAAACUCAAUUAGAACUAACAAGAGUUGAAGAUCUCCUCUCGUUUACUACUUCAGUUUUUUCGAUAUUAACAUUCAAAAGUAGAAAGAUAAUCGAGAAUUCAUUUGCAAAACAAUCAUAAUGGCUCUAAACGUAUUGGCCUUUACAUUUGGAAUCAUGGGCAACAUCAUAUCAUUUAUCGUUUUCUUGGCGCCAGUGCCAACGUUUGUUAGGAUCUGCCAGAAAAAAUCUAUAGAAGGCUUUCAAUCACUUCCCUAUGUGUCAGCGCUCUUUAGCGCGAUGCUAUGGAUUUACUACGCUCUGCAGAAAGAUGGAUCAGGCUUCCUUCUGAUUACCAUAAAUGCCGUUGGAUGCUUCAUCGAAACCAUCUACAUCAUCCUCUUUAUAAUCUAUGCUAACAAGAAAGCUAGAAUAUCAACAUUGAAGGUUCUUGGACUCUUGAAUUUCUUGGGUUUUGCCGCUAUUAUUCUUGUCUGUGAGCUCUUGACCAAAAAGUCGAACCGUGAGAAAGUCCUUGGAGGGAUUUGCGUCGGAUUUUCCGUUUGCGUCUUCGCAGCUCCUUUGAGCAUCAUGAGAGUGGUGAUACGAACAAAGAGUGUGGAGUUUAUGCCCUUCUCUCUAUCAUUGUUUCUUACACUCAGCGCCAUUACGUGGCUCUUCUACGGUCUUGCUAUUAAAGACUUCUACGUUGCGCUUCCAAAUAUAUUGGGUGCAUUUCUCGGAGCAGUUCAAAUGAUUCUAUACAUCAUAUUCAAGUACUACAAGGCUCCAAAAACUGAUGACACAGAGAAACCCAAAACGGUGACGGAUCACUCCAUAGACAUGGUCAAGCUUGCAUCAGCAACUCCAGUUUCCGUUGAUUUGAUGGUUCAUCCCCAAGCUAAUGAUGGUGAUUUAGAGGGUCAGAUGGAAAAGAAUGUGACAAACCAAAUCCAAACCUAAGUAGUUUUUUUUAUAUUAAUGUUGUACUGUUGAGUUGUGUUUCACUAGAUUGUACUCUGUUGUCUUGUAUUUUUCCUUACCAUAUUAUUUCGAAACAUCUCGAAAUUGUAUUUUAUCCUUUCAAAAGUAUUUUUUAUA